CAGUCGCACUUAAGUGUAUUUUUAUUGAAAUAAUAAAAUAAACAUGUCGCUAACGAAUUAUUAUUCAAUGAUGGGGCUCCAUACCGAGGAGCCGUACGGUGCACAUUUCAUCCCGGGAGGCUUUCAGGGUCCGACGGCCGGCUGCGCCAAGCCAACCCGGGGAGCGGAGGAGGAGGAGGGGACUCCUUCCACACACAUUCCGGAUUUUUCAAAUUUUUCCAACAAACAAACGAGCUUAAACGGCUUUUCUCCGUGGACAAACACUUCCACGCCCUCCUCACCGUCUGCUUCGCAGCUGCAGUCCGCCUCCGGCGCCUCCAUCCCCGGCCUUUUCCAUCCACAUCACCUCCUGAGCCACCACCAUCCGUACUACGGCCCGCAGGCGCAGACCCACGCGGAACACUUCGCGUCCUCGACCGCUUCGGAGAGUAGGUUCGUCCGCUGCUGGGAGGGAGCGACUCCCAGCUCAGAGACCGCUCUGUCACAAGCCUCGGCUUCUUUUCCCGGGUGUCUCCCCGCUCAGGGUGACCUCUCCAAUCCGAGCCCGAGGUAUGAGGCGGUUAAACCCGAGAGCUCUUCGCCGUCACACGACAGCCCCGGGGAUUCCAGCUUCGUCAGCCAGACUGAGGUGGUCCUCGAACGACUUGGCACCGUGGAGGACCUGGGAAGAAAACCUGAGUCCAAGACAGAGGACGAGGAGAGGAAAACACAGCAGCAGCCGGACACGGAAAACCCAUCAGCUAGUUGGAUCCACGCCAAGUCGACCCGGAAGAAGAGGUGUCCAUACACCAAACACCAGACCCUGGAGCUGGAGAAGGAGUUUCUCUACAACAUGUAUCUGACCAGGGACCGGCGUCUGGAGGUGGCAGCGCUCUUAAAUCUGACAGAGAGACAGGUCAAAAUCUGGUUCCAGAACAGACGGAUGAAGAUGAAGAAGCUGAUGAUCCGGGAGAGGAGGAGUAUGAAUGAAUGAUGGAUUAAGAGGGUGGCUGCUUUUUUUUCUAAGACAGGUGAGGAGAUGGCGAGGUUAUAACUGAUAAAAGAAACGCAGUGCUCCAAGAUGCGCAACAUCUUUAACAUAAGCUGGCGUGAUCAGCUGUUACUGAGCAAUGGACUGGGGCUAACAUGGCCGCCUCGGAAAGCUGCAGCGGGGAGACUGCGGGGGAGACCGGGAUGUGUUGUAACACUAAAAAAUAUUCUGUCAGUCUUUUGUCCUGUUCAUGUUAGGUUUUCUGAACUCUGCUGUAGAAUUCUUUCAUCUGCAUGUUACAAACUGAACCUCUAACCUGGGGUAGGUGUAAAUAACGCCAACACAAAUAGGGAGAUCCAUGAACUUCAUCAGAAAACAGACUAGCUGAUGUCAAAGCUGUGGCUCAUUUCAAAACAUAGGGUUGUAUAACACUUGACACAUGCUUGACUUCGCAUAAAGUGUCUGUACUUUGUGCCAAAAUGCGAAUUGUGUUUUAUGAUUUGCAGUUGAAAAAACACCAGAUGAGACUGCACUACACAGCAGCUAUAAUGGAUUCAUCUCAUGAGGAAUCUGAUUUC
Monopterus albus (swamp eel) is the source of this 1548-nucleotide messenger RNA. Its product is annotated as homeobox protein Hox-D9b-like. Gene Ontology annotation, biological process: embryonic skeletal system morphogenesis; proximal/distal pattern formation; regulation of transcription by RNA polymerase II. The coding region runs from base 44 to 973 and encodes 309 amino acids. The record is from RefSeq and is a predicted model, not a curated record. Lineage: Eukaryota; Metazoa; Chordata; Actinopteri; Synbranchiformes; Synbranchidae. The transcript has 2 exons. Gene Ontology annotation, molecular function: DNA-binding transcription factor activity, RNA polymerase II-specific; RNA polymerase II cis-regulatory region sequence-specific DNA binding. Gene Ontology annotation, cellular component: nucleus.